CGGCCCGCCCGUUUCCCUUCGGGCUUUGCGGCAGCGGCGGGAACAUGGCGGCGGCGGGAGCCCUAGAACGGAGCUUCUUGGAGCUCAGUGGUGUUGAGCGAGAAAGGCUGAGACAGUUUCGGGAAUUCACAGUCUGCGGCCUCGGGACCUCGGCGGCCGCGCCGGGCGCGGUGAAAUACAGCGAGAGCGCGGGGGGCUUCCACUAUGCGGAGAGCGGCAAGCUGUUCGCCGUCGCGAGGAACAGGUUCAUUCACUGGAAGACCCGUGGGGAUACAGUGGAGCUGGUGGAGGAGUCACUGGACACCAACCUGCUGAACGACGCGGUUCGCCUCAGGUUCCAGAACUGCAGCAUCCUGCCCGGCGGGGUGCACGUGGCCGAGACCCCGACUCACGUGGUCAUCAUGAUUCUGACCAAUCAGACCGUGCACAGGCUGCUUCUGCUCCACCCUGCCCGGAUGUACAGAAGCGAGUUAGUAAUGGAAAGCCAGAUGCAGUCGAUCUUUACUGACAUUGGGAAGGUGGACUUCAGGGACCCCUGCAGCUACCAGCUGAUUCCAACAGUGCCUGGCCUGUCCCCUCACGCUGCCACUUCGGCCGCCUGGCUCGGCAGUGACGGGGAGGCUCUGUUCGCCCUCCCGUCUGCCGCUGGUGGCGUCUUCAUCCUCAAACUACCUCCUUAUGACAGACCCGGGACGGCGUCAGUCGUGGAGCUGAAGCAGAGCUCUGUGAUGCAGCGACUGCUCACAGGCUGGAUGCCGACAGCCAUCCGGGGCGAUCAGGGGCCGUCAAACCGCGCCCUCAGCCUUGCUGUCCACUGCGUUGAGCAUGAUGCCUUCCUGUUUGCCCUGUGUCAGGACCACAAGCUACGGAUGUGGUCAUGUAAGGACCAGAUGUGCCUGAUGGUCGCUGACAUGCUGGAGUACGUCCCUGUGAACAAAGACCUUCGGCUCAUGGCCGGGACUGGACACAGAUUGCGCCUUGCCUACUCCCCUUCCCUGGGCCUCUACCUCUGCGCCUACGUGCACGCUCCGCAGCGCGGACAGUUCUGCAUUUUCCAGCUGGUGAGCACCGAGAACAGCCGCUACAGUCUCGAUCACAUCGCCUCACUCUUCACUUCUCAGGAGACACUGGUUGACUUCGCCUUAACGCCCACGGACGUCUGGGCCCUGUGGCACGAUGCUGAGGACCAGACCGUGGUGAAAUACAUCAACUUCGAGCACAACGUGGCGGGCCAGUGGAAUCCGGUCUUCAUGCAGCCGCUGCCUGAGGAGGAGCUCCUCAUCAGAGAUGACCAGGACCCCAGGGAGAUCUAUUUGCGGAGUCUCUUCACGCCGGGCCGGUUCCUCAGCGGAGCGCUAUGCAGAGCCUUACAGAUUUUCUGCCGAGGAACCGAGAGGAAUUGGGAUCUUUCUUGGAGUGAACUAAAGAAAGAAGUCACGUUAGCUGUGGAGACCGAGCUCCACGGCAGCGUGACGGAGUACGAGUUCUCCCAGCAGGACUUCCGCAGCCUGCAGCAGGAGUUCUGGAGCAAGUUCUACGCCUGCUGCCUGCAGUACCAGGAGGCCCUGUCCCAGCCGCUCGCCCUGCUCCUGAACCCGCACACAAACGCGCUGUGCCUGCUGAAGAAGGGGUACCUCUCCUUCCUUCUGCCCACUUCCUUAGUGGAUCACUUGUAUCUCCUGCCGGAGGAGAACUUUUUGACAGAGGAUGAGACAGCCAUAUCUGACGACCUGGAGGUGGCCCGGGACGUCAUGUGUCUUAUGAAAUGCCUGCGGAUGAUUGGCGAGGCCGUGACCACGGACAUGUCUGUCCUGAUGGAAAUGAGCUGUUACAACCUGCAGUCUCCAGAGAAGGCUGCGGAACGGAUCCUGCAGGACAUGAUCAUUAUUGACGUAGAAAAUGUGAUGGAAGAUAUCUGUAGCAAGCUGCAGGAGAUGAGGAACCCGGCCCACGCCAUUGGACUUAUCAUACGGGAAAUGGAUUAUGAAACGGACGCAGAGAUGGAAGUGGGCUUCAAUCCAGCGCAGCCUCUGCACGUCCGGAUGAACCUCUCACAGCUGUACGGCAGUAGCGCGGCAGCCUGCGUCAUGUGCAGAGGCGUGCGCGCGGUCGCCAGCACCCGCUUCCUCAUCUGCCGCGACCUCCUGAUUCUCCAGCAGCUGCUGGCAAGGCUGGGAGACACGGGGCUCCUGGGACCCGGCCAGCUCUUCCAGGCUCAGCAGGAGGUGCUGCACCGGACGGCGCCGCUGCUGCUGUCCUACUACCUCAUCAAGUGGGCGAGUCAGUGCUUGGCAACAGACGUCCCAGUCGACGCGCUGGAGUCGAACCUGCAGCACUUGUCGGUGCUGGAGCUGACCGACUCGGGGGUGCCCGCGGCAAGUCCGCUCGUCUCCAGCCCGCAGACUAUCGUGGAGUUAUUCUUCCAAGAGGUUGCAAGAAAACACAUUAUCGCCCAUCUCUUCUCUCAGCCGAAGGCGCCGCCCAGCCAGACGGCCCUGAACUGGCCUGAAAUGGUCACUACGGUUACCAGUUAUUUACUGCAGUUUUUAUGGCCCAGCAAUCCCGGCUGUCUCUUCCUGGAGUGUCUGAUGGGAAACUGCCAGUACGUGCAGCUGCAGGACUACAUCCACCUGCUGCACCCCUGGUGUCAGGUCAACGUGGGCUCCUGCCGCUUCAUGCUGGGGCGCUGCUACCUCAUCACGGGCGAGGAGCACAAGGCUCUGCAGUGCUUCUGCGAGGCGGCGUCUGAAGUGGGCAAGGAGGAGUUCUUGGAUCGCCUGAUCCGCUCUGAAGACGGGGAGGUGGCGUCCAGCCCCAGGCUGCAGUAUUACGACAAGGUGCUGCGUCUCCUCGACGUCGUCGGGCUGCCCGAGCUGGUCAUCCAGCUGGCCACGGCAGCGAUCACGGAAGCAGGCGACGACUGGAACGGCCAGGCCACUUUGAGGACGUGCAUCUUCAAACAUCACUUGGACCUGGGGCACAACAGCCAAGCGUACGAGGCCCUGACCCAGAUUCCCGACUCCAGCAGGCAGUUAGAUUGCUUGCGGCAGCUGGUCGUUGUCCUGUGUGAGCGCUCGCAGCUGCAGGACCUCGUGGAGUUUCCUUACGUGAACCUGCAUAACGAGGUUGUAGGGAUAAUCGAAUCACGUGCCAGGGCCGUGGACCUCACCACUCACAAUUACUACGAGCUUCUCUACGCCUUCCACAUCCACCGCCACAACUUCCGCAAAGCUGGCACGGUGAUGUUUGAGUACGGGACGCGGCUGGGCAGAGAGGUCCGCACGCUCCGCGGCCUGGAGAAGCAAGGCAACUGCUACCUGGCCGCCGUCAACUGCCUGCGCCUCAUCCGCCCCGAGUACGCGUGGGUCGUGCAGCCCGCCGCCGGCGCCGUGUAUGACCGUCCCGGGACUUCCCCCAAGAGGAGUCACGAUGGCGAGUGCGCGGCCGCCCCCGGUGCACGGCAGGUGGAGAUCCUGGAACUGGCUGACCUGGAGAAGGAGUGCGCGCUGGCCCGCAUCCGCCUCGUGCUGGCCCGCCACGACCCGGCUGCCGUCGCUGUGGCAGGAAGCUCAUCGGCGGAGGAGAUGGUCACUCUCCUGGUGCAGGCCGGCCUCUUCGACACCGCCCUCGCACUAUGCCAGACCUUCAAGCUGCCCCUGACGCCGGUCUUCGAGGGCCUUGCUUUCAAGUGCAUCCGGCUGCAGCUGGGCGGGGAGAACACGCAGGCCGAAGCCUGGUCCUGGCUCGCGGCCAACCAGCUGUCCUCCGUGGUCACCACCAAGGAGUCCAGCGCUACAGAUGAAGCGUGGCGACUGCUGUCCACAUACCUCGACACGUACAAGGUGCAGAACAACCUGUACCACCAGUGUGUGAUCAACAAGCUCUUGUCACACGGCGUGCCUCUGCCUAACUGGCUCAUCAACAGCUACAAGAAAGUCGACGCCGCCGAGCUGCUGCGUCUCUACCUGAAGUACGACCUGCUGGAAGAGGCCGUGGACCUGGUCUCGGAGUAUGUGGACGCCGUGCUGGGAAAAGGGCAUCAGUACUUCGGCAUCGAGUUCCCACUGUCCGCGACGGCCCCGAUGGUGUGGCUCCCAUACUCCGCCAUCGACCAGCUGCUCCAGGCGCUGGGGGAGAACAGUGCCAAUAGCCACAACCUCGCACUGUCUCAGAAGAUCCUCGAUAAGCUAGAGGACUACCAGCAGAAAGUUGAUAAGGCAACGCGGGACCUGCUCUUCCGGCUGAGCUUGUGAUUGCAGCCACGCUGUGGUGCCCGCGGGCCGUGCUGCAGGCAGCAUGGUGGCCAGCACGGCCCUCGCCGGCGCCCGCGUUGGGCCAGGGCAGGAGGUGGGCGCCCAGGCUCGCUGCAGGUGCUAAUGCCAUUCUGGCCUCCGCCUGGGUCUCACACAGCUGCUUCUGGGCUGUACACGGGUCACAGGCUUUUUUAGAGUUUAUAUUUUUUUAAACUACCGAAGAUGUUGUUUAUGUGCAGACGAGACCCCCCGCUCCCCGGCAGCGGCAGGGCUGGUCCGGCCUCGCUGAACAGCAGCAGGGGCGGCCGCUCCCAGCCUUUCCCGUGCCCAGGGGUCACUCUGGUCCAGAACUGACGCGUAUUUUCUAUACGGCAAACAGAGGCUAAUGGUUUUGCAUACUCUUCCUUUAUUUAUUGUGAAGUUUUUAUAUGAUCUUCAAUAAAGUACUAAUUUGCCUAGAGUAAAUGA
Chinchilla lanigera (long-tailed chinchilla) is the source of this 4721-nucleotide messenger RNA. It is a transcript of the gene Nup160, whose product is annotated as nucleoporin 160kDa. Gene Ontology annotation, molecular function: structural constituent of nuclear pore. NCBI's taxonomy places the organism in Eukaryota, Metazoa, Chordata, Mammalia, Rodentia, Chinchillidae. The record is from RefSeq and is a predicted model, not a curated record. Bases 45 to 4253 code for a protein of 1402 amino acids. The transcript has 36 exons. Gene Ontology annotation, cellular component: nuclear pore.